Messenger RNA from Cimex lectularius (bed bug), 1632 nucleotides. It is a transcript of the gene Pex3, whose product is annotated as peroxisomal biogenesis factor 3. Lineage: Eukaryota; Metazoa; Arthropoda; Insecta; Hemiptera; Cimicidae. The coding region runs from base 188 to 1201 and encodes 337 amino acids. The record is from RefSeq and is a predicted model, not a curated record. The transcript is spliced from 2 exons. Gene Ontology annotation, molecular function: protein-macromolecule adaptor activity. Gene Ontology annotation, biological process: protein import into peroxisome membrane. Gene Ontology annotation, cellular component: peroxisomal membrane.
UUUGUUCUGGUUGUUUGCUUUAAUUAUUUACUUAUUUGAAUGAAUUGUUCUACGUAGUCAUGCUGUCAGAUUUAAUUAAAGUAUUCUGUGGUAUUUAAAGUGUAAAUUUUUUGUGGAGUUGAUCUUGUAUGUGUACAAAAAUUGUGACAGAUGCUUGUGAUGAAUUUAAACAGAGACCAUUAGCACCAUGUUACAACGACUUAAGCAAUUAGUCUCUCAACACAAGCAUGUUAUUGUUGGUGGGACGGUAAUAGUCAGCAGUGCCUUCUUUGCGAUCAGAUUUGCACAAAAAAGGCUCCUGGAAUGGCAAGACAACAGAACGAAAGAAUACAUUACGAGGUUAGCAAAAGAGCAACAUUUUACAAGCACAGAAAAAACUUGCCAUCAAAUCAUAGCCUCACUGGGAGAGUCGUUAAAAAUUAAUGUGGAUAAAUUACUAGACGCUGAAAAAUUAUUGUCCAAACUUAGAAGUGGAACCGGUAACAAAUUUGAGUUGUGGAGUGAACUGAAAAUAACAGUUUUUACACAUCUCUGCACACUUUUGUAUUCUAGUUUGAUGUUGGUCAUCCUUUUAAAAAUUCAACUCAGUAUACUCAGUGGAUACUUGUUUACUGAAAAUGUCGAUGUUUUGCCGCUGAAUUUUCAAGAAGACUAUUUAAGCCUUUGCCAACACUUCUUAGAAACAGGCAUCCCUGAGCUGACUUCUGUCAUCAAGAAAAAUGUGACUAUCGUGCUUAGAGACGUUUCUCUCAAGAAGGAAAUGACUUUGCAAGAUGUUGAACAAAUAUUCUGGUCUAUUGAAACUAGUCUCUCAUAUGAUGAGAUGGAUCCGAUAAGGAACUCUGCGGCCUAUCUGCUGCCCCAGGUGAAAACCAACUGGAUAUCCCAAGCCGGCUUAUCCGACGAAAUCACAGAAGAUACUUAUGAGCUGUUAGAGUCUGACGAAGCCAUUUCUGUCGCUUAUUCUUGUAUCAAGAAAGCGUUUUCAAAUAUAGUCGAUCAAAUUGCAGGCCAUUUCAAUACGGCUGAUGUGAAUAUUACAAAAUCCGUAUUGCCGAUGGCAAAGAUCGUACCGAUUAUUCAUACUUUAUUCAAAACUGGGGGGAAUGAUGAUUGCAUUACACAAUUUCUAUUAAUGGAUAAAAUCAACAUGCUCGGUGCCAACAUUUAUCAAGCUUUUUCAAACAAACAACUGCAUUAAGUUGUAAAUAUAAUGAAAAUUCUGAACAAUAUUUAUAGGUAUAUAGUAUUUAAAAAAAAUUCAUUAAGUUGAAUUGUUUAAAGGCAAUAAUAGUGAUACAACUUUUGUAUGGAUAAUUACAAUAACACUUUAAAAACAAACUACUUUAAAUGUCAUUAGUUAAAAUUGAAAAAAUCUUUUUAAAACAAUGUUUAAUAUAGCAUUUUUUCUUUUACAUUGAAACUUAAAAACCUCUAGUAAACAAUUACCAGAAAUUUUAAACUGUGAUAAUUUAAUAUUUAUAUAUUAGCAUAUUUGUACAUGUUUACAGAGCACCUUGCUUAAUUGUUUUGAUAAGAGUUUUGUAGUCUAUCUGCCAAAAAUUCCAUUGUAUAGCAGAAAUGUUUGUUUGUACAUACAUAUGUAAUUGGAAAUAUAUUUCAGUAAAAACA